Messenger RNA from Ixodes scapularis (black-legged tick), 1419 nucleotides. RefSeq names its product cytochrome P450 2J2. The transcript has 7 exons. Bases 1 to 1362 code for a protein of 453 amino acids. Lineage: Eukaryota; Metazoa; Arthropoda; Arachnida; Ixodida; Ixodidae. The record is from RefSeq and is a predicted model, not a curated record. Gene Ontology annotation, molecular function: iron ion binding; heme binding; oxidoreductase activity, acting on paired donors, with incorporation or reduction of molecular oxygen.
AUGCAACUCUUCCUGAUACUACGUCCGGCCGACAAGACACUGAUCAUGCACAUGGACUUUAUGGGGGCCGUGAACGAGCUGAUUAGGUACUCGACGCAAGUUACCCCGACGAUGCAAGAGGCGCACGAGUUGAAGCACACGCUAAAUGUUCUAGAUCAAGCGAAGAUUAAGGUCUGGUAUGUGCCCGGACAUGAAGAGAAGUUCCUGGGCACGUCUAAGUUCAACGGAAAAGCGUGGAAACAAAAUAGAAAUUUUCUUUUGACCGUGUUUGAGGACUUGGGCUUCGGGAAGCCUUCCAUCGAAGAUCAUAUCAUGGAAGAGUUGCAGGAGCUGAUUAGUCAAUUAUCAAACACUGCGGGGUGCCUGAUCAACGUCAAAGAUUACAUCACAGAAAGCGUGUCCAACAUCAUCGCUGCAGUUAUGUUUGGAUCCAGAUUCGAAACUGGCGAGACAACACACAAAUGCUUAGUCAAGCACCUGAAAAAUAUCCUGGAUGGUGGCGAAUUCGGCUUGCCGGUAGAAACUGAACCGAAGUGGCUCAGUAGAGUCAUGGCCAGUCUUCGCUUAAAUAAACCAGAAGGCAAGCGAGAAUCUUGGCUCGCAAUACGAGAGUUAGUCAGAGAGAAAAUCACAGAACACAAGAAUACACUGAAUCCAGACUUGAAUCGAGACUUCAUCGAUGGCUACUUGCAAAAGAUGAGAGAACAUCAUGCUGACCCGACCUCUCCCUUCAGCGAAGAAAAACUACAGGAACAUACCGCGGAAUUCCUUCUGUCCGGCACGGGUCCACUUUCUAUGAGAAUCUCCUGGGUUCUUCACAUUUGUGCCCAUAAUCCGAACUCGGUGCAGUUCAAGAUUCAGAAGGAAAUCGAUGACGUCGUCGGUCGUCACCGACCACCUGCUUGGGAGGACCGCAAGGAGAUGCCCUUCACCUUGGCCAGCUUGAAAGAGGCAUUGCGAUGGAUCUCGGUAGGAACCAUCGGGUGCUCCAGAAGUGUACCAGAAGACACAAUUAUUGGCGACUACUUCAUUCCGAAAGGCAGUAUAGCCUUGAUAAAUGUGAGGGCGGUGCUCAGAAACCCGGCGUACUGGAGCAAUCCGGAUGAUUUUGACCCAACAAGAUUUCUGACGAAUGACGGCGAUAAACUCGAGAAGAAGGUGGAUGCCUUUAUACCAUUCGGAGUUGGAAGGAGAAGUUGUCCAGGUCAAAGUUUGGCCAUCGUCGAGAUGUUCCUGUACAUCGCUACGCUUCUGCAGAAGUUCAGCGUCUUCCCCGAGUACAGAGACCAGCUCGUCAACAUCGGCUCCGCCAACGCAACGGCAGAUACGUUUGUUCAGAGAUUGCGUUUUGUCUUGAGGUAACCUUCGCGCUAAGGAAGCAAAAUAUUCAGGGCAGUUAACGAGCGGACAAAACAUAAU